GAUAAGUGAGAAUGGGAGGAUACCAGGAGGUGCGGAGAAAGAUUAAAAGCGCCACGGCGUUGAAGCAGCGGCACAUCAGCAAAGGCAACGAGAGAGGAAGGACAGCAUAGUGACAACACUAGUGUGGGAGAAGAUCUAAAAAAAAAAAAAAAAAGUAGAAGAAGACAAGUUGCAACAGCUAGAAGACGCAGGACAAAACCGGAGAAGACAGACCAUCAAGAAGCAGAGAGACAACUGAGCUAGGACCAAAAGAGGAAAGAUUUUAAAAAUGCAAGCUUUCCUGCUUCUGGGCUGCGUCGUCUUUGCUACCUCAGAGUACAUCUUUGGCUCCGCCCACAUGUUGACCGACGACAGGCUCUCCACCAACAAGGUGACCAUGUUCAACUCACUCUCUCGAAACAUCGACGCCGGCUUACAACCGCCAGUUGUCAUUGUAGAACUGGCAAAAUCAGGAAGGAGGAAGAGAACAAAGAGGGUCAAAAAGAACAAGAUCGGCAAUAAGAGGCGCCCCCCACCCCCUGCGGACUGUGUUCCCCUGUGGGGGAGCUGUAAAUCUGCGGGGAACGUUUGCUGCGACUUGUGCGCCUUCUGCCACUGUCGCAUCUUCAGAACCGUCUGUUACUGCCGGAUGGGCAACCCUCGCUGCUGAGCACACAAGGAGUCCACGCGGACGCGGGGGUGAUGCGGACGGCUUCCUGGCCCAAGAGCUUGCCUGAACUUCACUGCAUGAAAGCACUUUAAGAGGCUGGACUGCGGCAGUCUGAUGAGGAGCGAUGAACACCUAAGCAA
Molecule: messenger RNA, 789 nt
Organism: Nerophis lumbriciformis (worm pipefish)
Lineage: Eukaryota; Metazoa; Chordata; Actinopteri; Syngnathiformes; Syngnathidae
Product: agouti-signaling protein-like
Biological process (GO): melanosome organization; hormone-mediated signaling pathway
Cellular component (GO): extracellular region
Molecular function (GO): melanocortin receptor binding; neuropeptide hormone activity
Source: RefSeq, a predicted model, not a curated record